Molecule: messenger RNA, 1023 nt
Organism: Trichoderma virens Gv29-8
Lineage: Eukaryota; Fungi; Ascomycota; Sordariomycetes; Hypocreales; Hypocreaceae
Exons: 2
Coding region: 1-1023 (340 amino acids)
Source: RefSeq, a predicted model, not a curated record
AUGGCCGAAAUCAUCGCGAUCGUCGGUGCAACUGGCACACAAGGCGGUUCUAUAAUCUCCGCCCUCCAAAAAAAUCCAGCCUAUAAACUCCGUGCCAUAACUCGCAACCCCGACAGCGAAAAAGGCAAAGCUCUCCUGGCACAAGGAAUUGAAGUAGUUGCUGCUGACCUGAAUGAUGAGCCCAGUCUAGAGAAGGCUUUUUCGGGUGUGAGCAUAAUCUUCGCAGUUACAGACUUUUUCGAACCCUUUGCUAGAGUAGGCCCGAAGCGGGCCAUGGAUAUUGAGUAUCAACAGGGCAUCAACCUUGCCCUUGCUGCGUCUAAGAUCCCCACUCUGAGGCUGUAUAUCUGGAGCACACUUCCGAAUUCGACAAAACUCUCCGACGGUGCCGUCACCGUGCCGCAUUUCCAAGCCAAGGCGAGAGUUGAUGAUUACAUCAAGAGUGAGCUGAAAGAGACGCUAUUGGACAGGACAGUUUUUCUCUGGGUGACAUUCUACGUGUCGAAUCUAACCUAUGCGCCCUUUACUCCGUUCUAUGCUAAACCAACCGGAAGAUUCAUCACCGUAACCCCCGUCUCCACACAAACAAAAAUCGCGUCCCUUGGCUCCCUGUCCAACGUGGGAACUGCUGUUGAAGGUCUUCUAGAGAAAGAUGUCCAUGCAGUUUUUGCAAACAAAAGUAAUAAGGAGGCUCUCAGCGGAGGAGGAAAGUACAUCCACAUCACUACAGGCUUUUACACCGUAGAGGACUACUACUCUACCUGGGCGAAGGUAACGAGGAAGGAUAAUGCUGUGCCCAAAAUACUGUCCGUUUCCUUUGAGGACUAUGAGGCGCUAUUCGCGGAGUGGGGGACGGAGAUGGGGAUUAUGAUGAAGUUUUGGGAAUUUACUGGGGCAGAGAAGAGCUGGCAGACUACUGGGCCUGGAGAUGUGCUCGUUGACGCCCAGGAGCUAUUAGGAGCCUCUAGAGCUCUGAUUCAGACUCCGGAAGCCUUUGCCCAGUUUGACUGGAAGGAUAUCUGA